GUCGAAAUACGCUCGACUCUCAAAUAUUAUAGUACUUUUCGACAAAAAAAAAAUUAUGGUCGUAUAGGUAAGCUCCAAAUGUACGUUCUCACGAGUUCCCAGAUCAUUGACGCCACCACCGUCUUCACGGAAGCAUUUUGUCGAACACCUUCUUGUACUCUCCUCCGCAGUGGGCCCCACAGUCGCCGUGCACCGGGCGGUCUCGACUCCUCCACCCCGACACGUGGCACCGCCCUCCCCCACCUCCAUCCAUCCUCAUAAAAAGGCGCCAUUUGCUUCACCUCCAAUUUGAAACUCCGCCGCCCAAAACCCUAAGCUCCGCCGUACCCUCCGCCAUGCACCACCACCCUCACUCCUACUCCCUCGACUCCCUCUCCCAGUCCCAGUCCCUCGCCUCCCUCAUCCUCUCCUCCUCCUCCCCUCCCCAGAUUUCCUCCGCCUGCGCCUCCAUCGACUCCUUCCUCCACUCCCACUCCCCCGACCACUCCCGCCACUUCUUCUCCCUCGCCUUCCCUCCCCUCAUCUGCAAGCUCUUCGGCUUCGACGACGGCCCAGCCCCUGCCUCGUCCUCUUCGCCCUCCGCCCCAGCCCCCGCUGCCGUCCACCAUGGGUGGGUCGACACCAUCAUCUCCUCCAACGACCCGGAUCUCGCCUCUAGGGUUUUCGCGCUCCUCUCCCCCGACGGCCCCCUCAUGAGCUCUAUCUCAGCUGUCGAUCGGCUUGGCCUCGUGAGGUACGUCUUCCCGACCGAGCGGCUCCCGGAAUGGACCCGCUAUAUGCUCCUCAACGACAGGGACAUUCGCGUUCUUGCUGAUCUUUGCCCGCUCUUGAGAGGCAAGGUUCGAGAAGACUCGAUCAAGGGGUCCUUUUUCCAGGUUCAGCUUAAUGUGUUCGAGUAUUUCAUGUUCUGGUUCGCUUAUUACCCUGUCUGCAGAGGAAAUAGCGAGAAUUUAGACGUUGUCGCAUCAAAGAAGAGUAAGAGGUCCAGGUUAGAGAACUGGGCGAGCUCAAUCCCGGGCAUUUCGAGUGUUAAACGCGGCAUUGAUCAUAACAAAACCGAGUGCAAUCUAUACAUUCGGCUUCUUUAUGCAUACUUGCGAGCAUUCGUCCCAAUAGAUGAUUUAACUGCUCAUCAACCUUACCGCAGUUCACUUCUUCAUUAUCCCACGGAUUAUGAUGGGUCGAUUUUAGCUCAGGCUCAGUUCUUGGUAGAUACGUUGAUAAAUUACUGGUUGGUGGACAAUGAUUUCUCCCCAGUGUCUGUAAAUGCUUGCAAGUCAAUUGGUGUUUCGUUCCCUUUUCGUUCUGUGCUUGGGGAAACUCCUCCAACGUCAGGAUUGGGUGAAGUGGUUAAACUAUUUGUCAAGUACUUGAACUUGAGUCUUGCAAAGGAUAAGGAGGUGAAUGGGAGUGCAGAUUGUGGUCGGAGUCCCAGGUGGAGAAGUGGAGAUUCACCUGAGUCAAGGGAUGUUGUGGUGAGUGGAUCCCACACUGAUCCUGUUGGAUCUUGGAACUCACGGAUACAGAGGCCAUUGUAUCGGUACAUACUGCGGACAUUCUUGUUUUGCCCAGUGGAGACCUCAAUGAAGAAUGCUUCACAAGUUUUCUCAGUGUGGAUGAGUUACAUUGAACCUUGGGAGAUCAGCUUGGAUGACUUCUCGGAGCUUGGAGGUGUUGGUGGGUUGGCUAAGAGUGAGAGGAAGGGGGAUUCACGCUCUCAGGUGGUUGGAUACUCAUCAGCUUGGCAAGAUUAUGUGUUGUCUAAUUAUCUGUACUACAGUUCUAUGGUUAUGCACUUCAUCGGGUUUGCACAUAAGUUCCUUCACACAGAUCCAGAAGUGAUUGUACAGAUGGUGCUAAAGAUUAUGAGCAUAUUAACAUCAUCAAAAGAGCUGAUUGAUCUCAUAAGGAAUGUUUACACGCUUUUUCAUACUAAAGAGGCUGGUAUCAGCAAAUCAUCGCUUAAGAGCUUAUACCAAUACAUUCCUUCAAUCCGGGAACAGUUGCAGGACUGGGAGGAUGGCUUAUGUGAAAGCGAUGCUGAUGGAUCGUUCUUGCAUGAAAACUGGAACAAGGACUUGCGCCUUUUCGGUGAUGGAGAAGAUGGUGGAAAGCAUCUACUACAGCUGUUUAUAUUACGUGCUGAGGCUGAGCUCCAGGCCACUUCCAGAGACAGCCUCGGUCAGAAUCUUCAGCUCAUAGAUUCCCUGAAAGAUAAGAUAGGUCAAUUAUUUGGUGGCAAUUUCCUUGAGCCUGUGAAUUUGGGCCAGAAGGUCGAUGAACCUCACUGCUCUCGGGAGGAAAUAUUCAGGCCCUGGAGGAUCGGGAAGCGAGCCUUGGCCAAUGUCAAGUACAGAGGCGAUUGGAUGAAACGACCAGUCUCUGAUGAUGAGAUCGCAUGGCUCGCGAAGCUUCUCGUGCAGCUAUCGGCAUGGCUCAACGAGGCUAUUGGGCUGGACCAUGCUGGUGAGAGCGCUGAGGACGGUUCAAAACCGUCGUAUGUAGAGGUACCUACUGAUGAAGGGAGCGUGUGUGGGCCCGUGGACACAGCGAGGACGCUGCUGUGGGCUGUGGGUUCAUGGCUUGUGGUGGUGAGUAGUGCCCUGGUGAGGCUGAUGAGGAAGCACGGGGUGCGAGUGAAUCUGAGGAUACUCGCCUCAAAGAAGAUAGUGAUGGUCGUCCUCGUCUCUGCUCUCUUCGCGGUGCUGAGGAGAGCCCUCGGAUCGUUUCGCAGUGUCUAAAGAGCACAAGAGAACAGACAGGGUACAAGAAGCACAUAUAAUAUACGUGAUAUUUUCAUAGGAAAACGAUACAAAUUUUGGCUGGUGAAUUUCUGCGGCUUUUUCUUCUUGUGUUUUCUCCAUCCAUCUUGUGAUUUCUUGUUUCUGGAUGUUGCCUUCUUUGUAAAUAUGUGAGAAAUUGAAUUCCCAUCACAAAGAAAGAGAAGUUGUACAUACUC
Messenger RNA from Punica granatum (pomegranate), 2959 nucleotides. The record is from RefSeq and is a predicted model, not a curated record. NCBI's taxonomy places the organism in Eukaryota, Viridiplantae, Streptophyta, Magnoliopsida, Myrtales, Lythraceae.